Scophthalmus maximus (turbot) is the source of this 1749-nucleotide messenger RNA. RefSeq lists its product as uncharacterized. Bases 125 to 1465 code for a protein of 446 amino acids. The record is from RefSeq and is a predicted model, not a curated record. Gene Ontology annotation, cellular component: cytoplasm. Gene Ontology annotation, molecular function: NAD+ poly-ADP-ribosyltransferase activity. The transcript is spliced from 3 exons. Lineage: Eukaryota; Metazoa; Chordata; Actinopteri; Pleuronectiformes; Scophthalmidae.
CCGGAAUAUGACGUCAUUAAAAUUCGAAAAUGAAACUUAUUUCAGCAGGAAGCAAAUGUUAUUGUAGCUGGCAGACAAAACGACUCCCUCACUGACGAUUUCGUACAUCUCCCUCUACGUCAGGAUGUCAGUGAAGUUCUCUGGCUGGGAGGUGGUCGAUGACGGAGCGUCCUUUCCUGGUGUGGAGCUGGGGCCAUCUCAGAGACCUCAGGACAAGGGCGUCUACACUAUGUACCACGGGACCAGCGUUGCCAGUGCACGGCUCAUCGUUGCCAGUGGUUUUAAACAGUCCCCACAUGGCCUGCUGGGAAAGGGCGUGUAUGUCAGUCGCAGUAGGAGAAAGGCUUCUAGUUAUCCAAGGCAAAGUAGCCAGUCAGACCGCGUGGUGCUUGAAGUACGUGUGCGCGUUGGCCGCGUCAAGCGCAUCAACACGGACAACCAUCCCAUGCAGUACACGUGGAGCACAAAGGGCUUCGACACUGCCUGGGUGCCCCCGCAUUGUGGCCUGACAGCUGUGCCCAGCGGCCUCGAGGAGGAUUGUGUGUUUGACCCCAAAAGAGUGCAGGUGGUCGGCAUUGCAAAGGCACCAGACGCCACCAUCAAGAGGGAGCUUCAACAGCUGCUGGCAACAAGAUCCCAGAGCAGUGGUGGUUUUGGUGGUGGUGGCGGUUCUCCGGAGGUGUGUUCGCUGUGUAAGAGGAAGACCCAGCAGGGGUCUCCACACGUCAAGCAACAGUGCUGGGAGUGUGGGAAGAACAUCUGCAUUCUCAUGUCCAAGCACUUCUGUCUGGCCACACCCAUGUCCCUGCGGUUCUUCGGCUGGGACGCGCUCUACGACGAUGACUCCCUUCAUGUGGAGCUGGGGGCCCUUCAGGAGCCCAAGGACCGCGGCGUCUACACUAUGUACCACGGCACCAGCGUUGCCAACGCGCGGCUCAUCAUUGCCAAUGGCUUUCAACAGUCCCCGCGUGGCAUGCUGGGAAAAGGCGUGUACGUCAGUCGUGAUAAGAAAAAGGCUGAACGUUAUCCGCUGCAGAGUAGCCCUUCAGACCGCGUGGCGCUUGAGUUACGUGUGCACGUUGGCCGCGUCAAGCGCAUCGACACGGACAACCAUCCCAUGCAGUACACGUGGAGCACAAAGGGCUUCGACACUGCCUGGGUUCCCCCGAAUUGUGGCAUGAAAGCGGUGCCCAGUGGCCUUGAGGAGGAUUGUGUGUUUGACCCCAAAAGAGUGCAGGUGGUGGGCAUUGCAAAGGCACCAGACACUCUACUGACUGAACUUCAGCAUUGUGUAGCCAACAGUCUCACAGAACACAGCGGGGGAGAUGGUGGCGCUGGGGAAGUUUGUUCUCUGUGCAACAGGAGGAGCAGGCAAGGUUCUCCUCACAUUCUGCAAUCCUGCUGGGGUUGUGGGCAAAACAUCUGCAUACUCAUGACCAAGCAUGUCUGUCCAGUUGGUGUCUGAAUGGGUGUAAGGGAUUACAAAUGCUCUCAUCAUAAUUUGGAAUCUGGGCUCAAAGUUUCUCCAUUUCUUCCACAAAUGAAUCGUAAUUGGUGAAACCUGCGGCAAUAGUUUCUACUGAACAUGCCUCGAGGCUCACUGAAUGUCAUCGUCGACGUCCUUUUGUAUGAUUGCAUUGACAUUAUUGUUGAUAAUGCUCUAAUUUUCACUCUGUUGGCCUUAUGUUGACAGAUCAGUGUAUUAAGAUCAUGUGUAAUCAAGAUAAGACAAUGUUUAUUAUGUAUUAA